CUAGCCGCCGUGCACUUGUGUGACGCACACUACGUCACCGACGCCGCCAAGUAUGUAUCCGUUCUUCUACUGUCCCUUCGAACGAUGCUUCAGCUGGAACUACCUCACAUCAACGUUUUGUCAAAGAUCGACCUCCUGUCGCACUAUGGUGAUCUAGACUUUAACCUUGACUUCUACACUGAAGUCCAGGAUCUGUCACACCUUGAGAAUGUCCUCACCACAAUCUCCCCACGGUUCACAGCACUUAACAUGGCAUUGAUAUCCGUCAUCGAAGAUUUUGGUCUCGUAGGAUUCGAGACGCUGGCUGUUGAGGUUGACAUACGUUGGGUCAAAAAGGACAAAGCUUCCAUGCUCCACCUCGCGCGAGCCAUUGAUCGUGCAACUGGAUAUAUAUUCGUUCCUCCAAGGGAAGCUCCCGCACCAGAGGGCACUAUCGAUAGUUCUGCGGAUUCUGCGUCCGCUCGGCCCAAUGCAUUCUCCCUCUUCUCGACUGCAGCAAGACCACUUCCUGGAGACGUGCAAGAUGUUCAGGAGCGCUGGAUAGAUGCUAGAGAGGAAUACGAUGCGUAUGAGAAAAAAGAGUGGAGGAGAGAGGGCGAGAUCGUUCAGGCGCAGACUGCCGCAGAGAGAAUGAAACGUCCUGAAGAACGGAAAGUUAAAUCAGUCGGAAUCAGAGAAAGGAAAUGA
Molecule: messenger RNA, 687 nt
Organism: Pisolithus orientalis
Lineage: Eukaryota; Fungi; Basidiomycota; Agaricomycetes; Boletales; Pisolithaceae
Exons: 3
Cellular component (GO): cytoplasm
Molecular function (GO): GTPase activity
Source: RefSeq, a predicted model, not a curated record